UAUUCAUUCAAUUUUACUUCUCUAAAAUCAUCAAAAUCACAAACCACUAUUUUCGUAAUCCAAAAAAGAUUUGUAAAGUGAAAGUGAAGAAAAGAUGAGUUCUACCAGCAAAGCGUGGACGGUGGCAGUUAGCAUCGGAGUGGUAGAGACGUUGAAAGACCAGUUGGGUCUUUGUCGGUGGAACUACAUGUUCCGGUCGGUGAAUCAGCAUCUCCGUAACAAUGUCAGAACUUAUUCUCAGGGGAAAAGGUUCCCGUCUUCUGUUGCCGCCGCUGUUAACUCGUCCGGUGAGAGUGAAAAGGUGAAGAAGUGUGAAGAAUCGCUCAGAACGGUUAUGUAUUUGAGCUGUUGGGGUCCUAAUUGAUUAGUUGUUAGUUUAUAAUGUAUAGUUUUGUAAUUUCUAAGAUGCCUUUUGAAAAAUGAAGUUUACAUUUAAUUCAGAUUCUCAACCUUGACACACGAUCGAGUCGAUGUAUUCUUUUUAACAAAACCAACAAAAAAAUUUAAGCUAUCGAUCGUUUGCAAUCACAGAUAGAUAUGUUGAUGUAUUGAUCAACUUAAUAGGUAAAUAACUCAACUCCAAAUCGGCUAACUUAUCUUCUUCCAUAUUAAA
Messenger RNA from Eruca vesicaria subsp. sativa (arugula), 613 nucleotides. The record is from the annotation of a GenBank genome assembly. Lineage: Eukaryota; Viridiplantae; Streptophyta; Magnoliopsida; Brassicales; Brassicaceae.